This is a messenger RNA of Haliaeetus leucocephalus (bald eagle), 2514 nucleotides long. Its product is annotated as zinc finger protein 850-like. The transcript has 10 exons. Gene Ontology annotation, molecular function: DNA-binding transcription repressor activity, RNA polymerase II-specific. The coding region runs from base 1 to 2514 and encodes 837 amino acids. The record is from RefSeq and is a predicted model, not a curated record. NCBI's taxonomy places the organism in Eukaryota, Metazoa, Chordata, Aves, Accipitriformes, Accipitridae. Gene Ontology annotation, biological process: negative regulation of transcription by RNA polymerase II.
AUGGGAUUGGGCUUUGCGCAGGGGGAGGCCCCGGUUGCAUUCGAAAGCAGCGCCGCUUACUUUUCUGCUCAGGAGUGGGAGAACCUGGAGGAAUGGCAGAGGGAGCUGUACAAAAACGUGCUCAGAGGGAAGAAUGAAUCUCUGAUCUCUCUGGAUUAUGUGAUCUCCAAACCUGACUUCCUGUCCCAGCUUCAGAGAGGAGAAGCGCCCUGCAAUGGGGACAAGGCGGCUUCGAGAGAGAUUCCAACAGAAUCAAGUGCAGCAGACUACAGCAUUCCGGAGCCCAGCUUUGCAGGCGUUGUGAAGCAAGAGGAAGAGCCAUGCGUGGAGGAGGAGGGAGCCACGGAGGAUGCAGAGUUUACCGAGCUCAGUGUGGUUCCAGCACAUGAGGUGAUAACCUUCAAAAUAGAGCAGCUGGACUCUGAGGAAUGCCCCCAAAGCUCAGAGUCCCCUGCAACUUUAUCCAGUGAGUCGGAGGAGCUGCUUUUCCAGGGUCCCAGCCAGGUGCUGCCCUUUGGUAGUCAGUACAGCUCUCCUGUGCAGCAGGGAAACCAGAGCAUGAGCAGUCUGGUGCCAUCCACUCCAGCAGAAGAGGGUCUUGGUGAAAGCAGUGCUGUCACCUCCUAUGGGCAAAACUGUCCCAACAAAAGACCUCACUCGUGUGCUGCAUGUGGGAAGGGCUUCUGUCUGAAGAAGAUGCUGACAACUCGCCAGGAUUGCCACAGCACACAGUGCAGUGGUGAGCACACUGGAGAUGAGGAGGACUUCCUCCCUCAGCAGCACCAGCAGACCCACAUGGAAGACGGCACCCACAUGGGAGAUGGCACCCACAUGGGAGAUGGGACCCACAUGGCCACAGAGAGAUGCAAGCAGAACCAAAAUGCAAAAGCCCAUGCCAGCAUCCCAGCCAUGGACAAAGUGCACGACAAUCCCAGGCACACAAAAAGCAUCAACGACAACAGCAGCUGCAAACCAGCUCAGAGCAGCCACCCGCGGGGGAGGCCUUACAAGUGCAACAAGUGUCAGGAGUGUUUCUCCCAAAAGAAAAUCCUCAUCAUCCACCAGCGUACACACUUGAGCCGGAGCAGAGAGGUCCUUUGGUGCUCAUACUGUGGGAAGACCUUCAGCCACCCCUCCAAUCUGAUCCGGCAUCAGAGGAUCCACACGGGGGAGAGGCCAUACCAAUGCAACGAGUGCCUAAAGCGCUUCACCCAGAAGCAGCACCUGCUCCAGCAUGAGAAGAUCCACCUGCGUGAUAAGAGCUGCGUGGUCACGCAGACAGAGCAAGCGUUUUAUGAGCCUGAGGCUUCAAGUCAGACCGAGAAAGGCAAAGAGGCGUAUGCCAGGGAGCUGCCAGGUGCAGAGGGUGAGGACCUCCCAAGAGACCCUGACGCAGGUGAGAAAGACAUUGGCCAGGGGGCUGCUCCUGCCUCCUGCGAGGGGCUGCCUGCGGGGCCACAGCUGCCCCGCACUGAGUGUGGACAAAACCCUGUGGGCGGAACCAGGCUUCGUGACCACAAUGGCCUCGGCAGAGAGGAGCAGCCGUCUGCAGAAAGCGAGGAGAACUUCCCCGCAGAAAACCCAUUAGCCAGCCCCUGCUGGGAUCACCCGCAGGACAAAUCAGAGGACUGCACCAGGUGCAGGCAGCACUUUGCGCCCAGGGGCAGCCUGGCAAGCCAGCAGCAGACCCAGGGCAGGGGCAAGUCCUACAUUUGCAGCGACUGUGGGAAAAGCUUCGUUUGCCAUUCGUGGCUCGUGAGACACCAGAUGACUCACACAGGAGAGAGGCCGUACAAGUGCUCUGAGUGUGACAAAAGCUACAGGAGAAAGGAUUAUCUUCUAAACCACCAGCGCCGGCACUCAGGAGAGGGGCUUUUCCAGUGCCCCCUCUGCAGGAAAAGAUUCGUGCUCAGGAGGAGUUUCAUGAAACAUCAGGAAAGUCACGUGCAAGAAACACAUUUGACGUUGGCUGGUUGGCCUUGCACAGAGAUCAGGGGGUCUGUAAUGCCGUCUUGUUGCUUCCUGUUGCUGGCCAAUGGGGAUGAACGCGUCUGCCCAACCCUCCUGGUGGAGGCCGCCGCGCCGCACGUGCCCGUGGUGACUGGCUGCCGCCGGGCCGCGCGCGCCAACGGGAGGGCGGGGGCCAAGCGGCGGCCGCCCAAUAGCGAGGGGACAUCGUCCGGCCCGCCCCGCCCAGGGCUGGCGGCGCGUGGCGGCCGGUGCCCCGCCCGAUUGGCUGUUGCCCGGGCGAAGGGGCGGGGCGUGGGGCAGUACGGAGGAAGAUGGCGGCUCGGCGUGCAAACCCAUACAGGAGAAAGGCUGUAUCUGUGUACAGAGUGUCAGAAGACUUUUAAAUUGAAAAUUGGACUUCUAAAACAUAAGCAAAUUCACACUAAAAAGAAUCAGCACCUCCUUUUCAGUGAGCCCGUGAGUGAAGUCAAUGUCCUCAGCUUCCUGGGAGGAGAAGUAGAGCAAGAAAAAGCUGGUGCCAUGGUGGAGUUUGAUAAAUUCUGA